UCACGAGCGACUGUGAAUCCAUGGACAAAUGCAAGCUGCCCAACCCCUUCAUUUUCUGCACAAAGCUCCUCCCGUCGGCGAUGGGUGCAUCCCUCCUAGGGAGGAUGGCGACGGGCGUGGCGGCGGCGGCGUAUGUGCUGAUGGCGCUGAUGGUGGCGAUGGUUGCAGCGGCGGUGGUGGGCGUGGGGCUGGUGAGGUGGUGGGCGGAAGAGCCGCUUUAUGUGAAAGAGAGUGUGCAGUUUGAUUAUAGUGAUGCUCAUCCCACCGCCCUCUUGACGUUCGGGAACGGCCCGGCCGUGCCGCCGGGCCACACCGUUUACGUCUCCUUGUCUCUCUUGAUGCCCGAUUCCGAUUAUAACAGAGAUGUUGGCAUAUUUCAGUUGAGUGCUGAAUUGAUAUCGGGGCAAGGAAACGUAAUCGCGAGAUCGAGUCAUCCGAGCAUGCUGCGAUUCAGGAGUUGGCCGAUCAGGUACGCGCGCACGUUCCUGAUGGGAGUGCCGUUGGUAUUAGGGAUGACGAGCGAGACGCAGAGGGUAACCUUUCCUGUGUUGAAACACAAAGAAGCUGCUUAUCCUCGUACGGAGGACAUCCGCCUAACGUUAAUCCCUCGGGCCGGGACCUCGUCCCUACCGCAGUUCUACGAUGCGGAGGUUGUGGUCCACUCCAGGCCUCCUUGGCUCAAAGAGGUGGUGCAUCGCUGGAGAUUGACCUUCUGUGUUUGGACAAGCUUGUACGUUUUCGUGAUCCUCGUCGUGUUCCUCGUCUUGCUCCUGAAGCCCCUGAUUUUCCCCGUCACGGUGGCGAAGCGUGGAGAGGAGGAGGAGUCUCGAGAGGCGGCAGCAAUGGAGAAGAGAGAGGUGUCUGAGUCUCUAGAGAGAUGGCAAACAAGGAGAAGUAAAAGGAAGGCUGCCCUUCUUGAAGCUUCUAGCAUCACUCUUGGUACCUGCAGCCUCCAAGAAGGCACUGGAGAUUCUGAAUCUGUUUCUUCCUAAUUAACCAAUACAGAUCAUAUAUAUAUAUAUACUUGUGCUUCACACAUCAAUCAUAUGUUAUAUUCAACUAAUAAAUAUAUAGUCCUUGAUUGAUUCCCCA
Salvia miltiorrhiza (redroot sage) is the source of this 1092-nucleotide messenger RNA. RefSeq names its product seipin-1. The record is from RefSeq and is a predicted model, not a curated record. Lineage: Eukaryota; Viridiplantae; Streptophyta; Magnoliopsida; Lamiales; Lamiaceae. Gene Ontology annotation, biological process: lipid storage; lipid droplet organization. Gene Ontology annotation, cellular component: endoplasmic reticulum membrane. Bases 21 to 992 code for a protein of 323 amino acids. The transcript is spliced from 2 exons.